Dioscorea cayenensis subsp. rotundata (Guinea yam) is the source of this 3387-nucleotide messenger RNA. RefSeq lists its product as uncharacterized. The transcript has 6 exons. Lineage: Eukaryota; Viridiplantae; Streptophyta; Magnoliopsida; Dioscoreales; Dioscoreaceae. The record is from RefSeq and is a predicted model, not a curated record. The coding region runs from base 1 to 3387 and encodes 1128 amino acids.
AUGCAGAAGCUCCUUCAUGAUGGCCCCUGGUCCAUCAAUGGGAUCAUCCUUCAGUUGUCACCAUGGAAGCCGUUCUUCGAGCCGGCCUUUGCCAAGCUUAACUCUGCCGCCAUAUGGGUGCAGCUUCACAAUCUUCCGGUGGAUUUCUGGGAUGGUGACACCCUUGAAACCCUUACCUCCCACAUUGGUCCUCUUCGAAGGUUGAUGACCUCACCAUCUCCCUUGACUCGCUCCAAGUUUGCGAGGCGGUUACGAAGACUUCGGUCUUCCCAUUCAGACCCUGAUACUAUUAUGAUCUCUCAUGAUGCCUCCUUGGAGCCGGAGUUUGGACCUUGGAUGCUGGUGGCCCGUCGGCAGGGUCGCGGCCGCGGUCGCAGUGACAAUCGUCGUGCUGGUCACGAUAUCUUCUCCUCUGAUAUCCCACCUAACAUACAUCGGGACUCCACUCUCUCUGCUUCUCGGGAGUGUAAUCCUGAUGUGCCUCGGGAUGUUGCCAUUGGGACCCCUGAGCUUCUCUCCACCCCUCAGUCCCAGACCCCUUCUUCGCACCCACAUAAUGACGGUUCUGAUCAGGAUGAAAGGGGUGAAGAGGGGUCUUCUGAUGGUAGCGAUGAGGAUAUGUCUGAUGGUAGCAUUGAGCCAGACGAUGGGAUCGUUCCUUUUCACUUUUUCAUUUGUGUUCUCCUUUUGGGCAUCUCGAAGUGGGAUACCUCUAGUCAUGUUCUUAGAUUCAUCCGUAAGCACAAGCCGUCCCUUCUCUGCCUCGUGGAGACCAGGGCCAACGAGGAUCGUCUCAACCGUUUUUGUGGUAAACUUCCUAACUCUUGGGAUUGGGCGGCGAUUUUAGCGAAUGGGUAUUCUGGUGGCAUUUUGGUCACCUGGAAUAAAUCUCUUGGUUUAGUUACCCAAGUCUCCAUCUCUCGCCAUGCCCUUCAUCUUAUUAUCUCUAUUGGCUCUGCAAACUGGCUUAUUUCUAUGGCUGAUGAUCUCAAUGUAGAUUCCCACCAGCUUCUUGCGGAAUCAAAUGUGAGGUACGCUGUUCUUCAAAGACAACAAUCCAUUAAAUGGGCCCAGCGUGCGCACUUGCAAUGGGUUUGUGAUGGGGAUCUUAAUACCACUUUCUUCCACAACUCCACUCGCAUUCGCAAACACACCAAUUCUAUUGCCCAGGUCAAAGAUUUGAAUAAUUUUUCUUUUUCUGAUCGUGCUGGUAUUGAGAAUGCUUUUAUUGAGUUUUACUCUAAUCUUUGGACUGCUACUUCUGGUGAUUCCUUUACUGAUGUUUUUAAUAAUCUUCCCAAUGACCUUCCUCAUCUCUCCAAUAUUGAUCGUGAUUUUCUUAUGAGGGUUGUUACUCGGGAGGAGGUUGCACUACGAUUUUUGACCUCCCCACGAAAGAAUCCGGACUCGACGGUUUCAAUCUUUGAAUUUUAUCCUUUUUGGUCCGAGGUUGAUGAUCACCUGUUUGAAGCUAUUAAUUUUUUCUUUAUUCAUUCUGUGAUACCUGCUUCUUGGGGUCGUACCUAUAUCAUGCUUAUUCCUAAAAAAGACAAUCCUAGUUUUGUCACUGAUUAUAGGCCCAUUUCUCUUUGCAAUGUUUGUUAUAAAAUUAUUACUAAAAUCUUGGCUAAUAGGCUUAAGUUUGUUCUUCCUAAGCUUAUUGGGAUUGAACAAGCUGGUUUUGUUUCUGGCCAUUGUCCCUUCGAUAAUAUCAUUGCCUUGCAAGAAGUUGUUCAUUCUCUAGAGAAUGAUCGUAAGGACCCCCCUAGGAUGUUAAUCAAAAUAGAUGUGGAGAAAGCUUAUUAUACGCUUAGCUGGAGUGCAAUUCUUGCCACUCUUACGAAGAUGAAUUUCCCUUCUAUUUGGAUAUCUUGGAUCAAGACCUGCAUUUCUUCGACUUCCUUUUCCUUUCUUAUUAAUGGCCAACCUUCCACUUGGAUUAAGUCCACUAGAGGUGUUCGUCAGGGUGACCCUAUUUCUUCAUACCUCUUCAUUCUUGUCUCUCAGAAUUUAACCUCCAUGCUUAAUUAUGCUCUUCGUCAUAAUUUAAUUCCUGGUUUUAGCAAACAUCUCAAAUAUAAUUUUAAUCAUCUUAUGUAUGUCGAUGAUCUAGUUCUUAUAACUCGCGCGUCUAGACGGUCUGCUAGAUUUAUCAUUUCCUGUCUUAAUUUUUAUGGUAAGCUCACUGGGCAAUCUCCCAAUCUUUCUAAGUCUGCUGUUUAUUUUCCCUCGUGGUUUAAUAAAUUUGUUGCCAAAAGAAUUUGCAUCAUCCUUAAGUUUCAAGCAGCUUCUUUUCCCAUUAAGUAUCUAGGAGUUUUUAUUUCUCCUAAACGUCUUGCUAAAACUGUUUUUGAUUUCAUGACUGACAACAUCAAGCUUCGCUGCUCUAGAUGGCUGAACUCCAAACUCUCCCCUGCAGCCAAAACUGUUCUCAUUAAUUCUUCUCUUCUCUCACUUCCAAUCUACUAUCUUUCUGUUUACCCUAUCUAUGACUCUACUCUUAAAGAUAUCAAUAGAAUUGUUAGGAGAUUCUUCUGGUGUAAGAAUGGCAAUGGAAAGGGCAUCCAUGCGGUUGGUUGGAAUGACAUUACUAGUCCAAAAACUGAGGGGGGUCUUGCAAUUCGGAAUCUUCUUCUUGCUAAGCAUUCCUUAAUGGCUAAAAACAUGUUCAGAUAUAUUAAUGGUGAUGAUCUUAUCUGGGUUGAUAUUCUUUAUCUUAAAUAUGGUGGAUUGAAUUUUUGGCAAGACAGAUUCUCGCUGGUUGUUCUUGGUUCUUUAGGGGUUGUGUCACACCUGACUGUUUUUGCUUUCGUCCCCAACCUUAGAAUUAAAUCUAUUAAUCCCAACCAAACCUCCUUUCUGUUUCAUGCCUGGUAUUUUGAGGUUCCUCUGGAGUUUAAACCUACAUACAUUAACAUGGAUUUGAAUGUUGAAACCCUUUCUAUCUCUGAUUUCAUUGAGAAUGGCUCUUGGGAUUUUUCGAAUCUUCAUCUGCUUUUUGGCAACAAUUUUAAUUUUAUUGUUCCAAAUCUUGGUUCAAUCAACACUACUGAGCCCAAUCACUGGAUUUGGGCUUCCAAAACUAAGGAUUGCAAGAUUUCUGCGACUGUGUAUCAAUUUCUUAACCAAGUUCCUUCUUGGUCCGAUAAUUGGGAGGGUUGGAGACACAUUUGGAGUCUUAUGGUGGCUCCUAGAGCUAAGCACUUUCUAUGGCUCACUUUUAAAGGCAGGCUUUCUACCUCUGAUUAUCUACAUUCUAUUAACAUUGGCCCCAGCUGCUUUUGUGCUCUCUGCAAUACUGAUUAUGAGUCGAUUUGCCACUUGUUUAAUUCAUCACACUUUGCUCGAUCAGUAUGGGGAGCUUCUCAGAACCAAGAUUGGUUCUGA